GUAGCGUCACUUCCGGCCAGCUGGAUCUUAGCUUCUGCUUUUUGAGAUAUCUUUGAAUCCGAUGGAAAUAGAGACAUUUUGGAGUUUAAUUAUUCAUAUAUCCGGUUGAACACUGGAAUUUCCAGCAAGUGGGGGCACCUCUGGAUGCUGCACUAACCACCCCACACACAUUAUAAGGUAACUGUGAUAAGGUAGCAUUGUAUUUUACUUUAUUUAUGGAGAAAUAUAGCACAAUUUAUACAAUUAAAUAAUAUUGUAAAUUUGUUAUUAUAUAUAAUAUAUAUAUAUUCCCUGGUGAUAUCAGACAUGGUGAGCAUGUGAGCUUUUUAAUCAUGGGCACUUAUAAAAGAUGCAGGCUGAAGGGUUGCAUAACAAAUUAACUAAUUUAUAUGAUUUGGAAUACAUUAGUUUAAAACAAUUUCCAAUGUAAUAACAGCCGCCCAACUCAUUAGUUUAAAGGAACACUACAAGUGUCAUAACCACUAAAACGCGCUGUAGUGGUUAUGGUGUCAGGAGUGCCCCUCUCCUCCCCCCUAAUGUAAUCAAUCAAACCGUUUAGUAAAGGCUGUCUUUUUAUACCCGCCGUAAGAAACUCCCUAUCUCCUCUUCUCCCUUCCGAAAGCGCUCUUUACUGAGGUGAGCCCAGCUGAAAAUCUAAGCCGAUGAGCUGGCUCUACUAGGCUCUUACUUCCAGUUGUCUGCCCAGUGGACGUCAAGUCAGGAGUCAAAUCUUUGACUACUUGCAUUUAUGGGUUCACAAAGUCACUCCUGGCACUAAUAUCGCUUUAGAAUUACAAAUAAGUACAUAAUACCCAAGGACUCUCACUUGCAGGUGUCCGCUUUGCUUACCCAAAUUCAGGAGUCAAACUGUUAGCAGUUUGACUACUUACUUUGGGGGUGGGUGGACAAGGCACCUCCCGGCACCAAAACUUCUCCAUCAUUACAAAUAAAUACAAAGUACUCCAGGUAAAAAAAAAAAACCUGAAGACCAUCAAGUCUAUAUCUGUGGGUGAUCCAAAAGAAACAAAACAAAAAUCCCAUUAGUAGUCAAUUUUAUUCUGGAACAAACUGGGAAAAAUCCUUCUUGAUUCCAAAACGAUAGUAGAUAUCUCUCUGGAUCAACAGACUGCUACCUCCUUCAUUAAAGGGAGACUGUAGGCACCCAGGCCAUUUAAUCUCAAUAAAACAGUUUGGGUGCCAUGCCACUGUAGUUGAAAACACUGGCAUUCUGCAUAACGGCGAUGUUUUCAUUGCUGGGUUUAAGUGCCUCCGUGACUGUCACUCAGAAUGCAACUAAAGACGCCUCUAAGGGAAAUAUCUGAGUAAAAUGCUGCUAUUUUUAUCAGAUGGCUUCAUAGAGCAUGCAUACGCACUAGCCUUUAAAAUGCUUCCCUAUGGGAUCGAUCUUAAUGAUCUCAGUUAAGGAGGCGUGCCAGAAUGACUUGUACUGCAAGGAGAAAAUAUAAGUAAAAGUUAUUUUUAUUUUCUCCCUGCAGGUGGGGGCUGCUCACCUAAAUGGUCACCUAAACGUCAACAACAUGUGUUCAUUUAAUAAUUGUACCCUGUACCCUUUUUUUUUUUUUUAAAUCCAGAUUGUUCUUUAAAACAGUGGUUCUUAAAGGACCAUUUAGUGCAGUGGUCCUGUUAUUUUAACUCUUCAAUGUAAAAAGUUUUGUACAAACUGUAAUAUUUCCACUGCAGGGUUACGUACACCUCUAGUGGCUGUCUUCUUGAGGACAUCCAGUCUCAGUGAAAAUCCCAUUGAGUCCAUGCUUUCUUAUGGGUAAGAUGUGAAGGGUGUGGCUGCUGGGGAAGGGGUGAUCAGAGGGGACUAUAGUGUUAGGAAUACAGCUUUGUAUUACUAACACUUUUAGUAUCCCUUUAAAUGCUCCUUAAAGCAGUAUUUGAUUGGAAGAGCGUGAGACUCUUUAUUUUGUAGUUUGUUGCAGGGGAACAUAUCUUGGUGUUGAGGCCUACUAUUCCAUAUGCAGCCCAUUCUCCCAUGUGUCUUAGUUCAGAAUCCAUGUGCCUCACACUACACAAACAAUACAGUCAGUAUCUAUCAAAGCAAUCACUCUCUCUCUAAGGGACGAUUUUUUUUCAGCAUUUGUACACCCUGUCAUUACUGUGCUUGCUUUUGAGUAACCCAACGCCCUCCUCCAGAGCUGAGUAGGUUGUUUCUGGCUUUUGCUCACCCCAUUUACCAGAUGCAAACCCUGAAAACUCAUUGCACUACUUAGCUUCCUCGGGAAAUGCUGUGCCAUUCAAGUGUUUUAAAUUAAUAUCAAAAGGCCAUAGCUAUAAGCAAAUGCUGUUUGAAUUGUCACUCUCUUGAGUACAAGCUGCUUUCACACUUUUGGGGGAGCCCACAACAGUGUAGCCAUCAUUUGAGCCUGCUGUUGAUUAGUUAGGACCUGGAUCCCUAGCGGAAUCUUGGCUAAAUGUUGUAUGAUCCUAUAGAGGCUCCUGCUACACCUUGGAGGGGUUGCGCAGUUGAGUGUUUAGGGACUGGUGGGUUCUGGGUUCUCCAUGUCUCUUCUUGUCCCAUUGAAACCUGCUGUGUGGCUAGCCUUGAGCAGUCGUGGCCUGGAAUCACCUGUUGAGCCAUGAAACAUUGUGUUUACAUCUCUGGGCAGAGCUUAGUACACAAAAUAUAUUUUCAUAUUCACACAACCCAGCACUCAACCUCAUACAUUUCCCUUUAUGGAGUUUUACUCCAUUUCAAUUUACAUUUCCCUCCACCUUCAUAUUCAGAGAAAGGGAUUGCUAUCUGGCCUGUUUGACGGCUUUGUUUUUGCUACAGGUAUCAGAUGAUGUCUAUUAGGGACUUGUUGUGUAGGUUUUUAUAUGUAUCCGUUUUCAGGAAAGUUACAUUUCCCUUACUAGCUAUAUAAGAAUGGUCUUUCGGGUUCCCUGGUCACCAGCAAUUGAAUUUGAAUCCCACUUUUGGGUCUACAUGAACGAUCUAUACCUAUCUGUGUUCUCCUAUAUAACUAAUUAAUUUAUUUUUAUGUCAUCUCUUCUUUUUCUCAUUUCUGCUUUCACUUCUGCCCAGUCUUCUACUUCUCCCUACUACAAGCCCUAGUUACUUGUUUGCAAUUUACGUAAUUCUUGUGUCUUUUCUGAAUCAGACUAUUUUUUAUUAUAUGCUGCUGCCCGGCUCCAUUAAUAACGCGUAACACUCCUUACUGAAUAUCUUAGGUAAUGUUGCCAGAUUAGGUAACAAUUUUUGCAAGUUUGCAUUAGCCUCUUCAAUGGUGUAUAAUGGAUAUCUCCUGAUACUGCUUAUAUGAACUGUAUAACCUUUACUAAUUUACACUAGACUAGAGCAAAGUCACCUCUUUGCGCUCAAUUUAAUAUUGUUAUCUUGUCCAGUAUUAUGCCUGUCUCUAUCAAAAAAUCUUAAAGAAAAAAACAAACAAAUAUAUUUAUUUUAAACCUUACAUAGUAUUAUAAAUAUAAUAAAGUAUCACACCAAUGUAAGAAACACGGGGGCAUAACACGCCAGCAUCAUGUCUUUAGGAAUAGACUGUACUGACUGCUAAAUGUAGCAGUUGGUCUUUAAACCUUAAAGCGGUACUGUCAUGAAAGGUUUACCGUAAUAUGACCCCCCUAAUGUAUUGACUGCUUCAUAUAAUAGAAAUACAUUACUCGGUGUAAAUUAUCAAGAUAGCGUCUCGCCAUACCUCCAAUCCAAUACCCCCAUGUCUUCACCUUCGAGGAUGUUACUCUUCUGCCUCCGGUCCGCCCACUCUUUUCUUUCAAUUGCCCUUCUUUGGGAUGCCUCCACAAGCAGGACAACCUCCUCUUUCAUGCUAAUACGCUGGCUUUAUUACCAGCAUACCAGAUUAUCGGUUCUGACAUUUAUUAGAGCCGAUAUUCAGCAUGUUUCUGAUAAUCAUUAUUGUAAUUUACUUGUAAUUUACUGAUAUUACGGAUAAUUUACAUCAUCCCUCCCUGUGAUUCCCCUGCAUGCCAGUCUCAGCUUAAAGGGACACUGUAGGCACCCAGAAAACUUCAACUCAUCGAAGUGGUCUGGGUGCAAUGUCCCAUCACCCUUAACUUUGAACAUGGUUUUUAUAAACUGCAGUAAUUACCUGCUAGGGUUAACUCCACUAGAGGGACUAAAUGACGCUGGACUUCCUCACGCUAUGCAUGAGGACUUCCAUCGUCAUCGGAAUACCCACAGGAAAGCAUUGAAUAAGGCAUUAGGUCUCCUCCGCCAGCUGACAGCAGGGGAGGAGCGUGCCCGGACUCGAGCCAGCGCUGGAAAAAUGAUAGUGGUCCAUCCCUAAUAGCAACUUUCAAAUGUUUUUACAGUUUGGCCAUUUUAACAUGAAAUUUUAAAUUCAGUUUAAUAUUCUGGCAUUCAUACUUUUUAGUGAAAAGCCUCGAUAGAUAUGCUUAGCAGAGCUAUAAAAAAAAACCAAAUCUCCUGUCUGUCUUGUCAGAUGCCUAUGUUCGGUCACAUGUUUGCACCAUUUAAAAAAAAAUCUUGAAAAAAAUAAAUUCUUUGUCAUACUUAUAUAGACUUUUCACCUCCAUUCCCAGAGACACAAUGAUAAUUUCAGUUGUUUUAAAUGCUUACAACUAUUUUUAUUUUGUCAGACAUGUUCUCCUUCUGUAUAUUCCUGCUUCAAAUUAAGUCUGUUUUGUUUUUUACUCUGUUACCCCAUUAGUGUCAUGGCAGAGAGAAGCAAUACCAGCUGGGUCCGGACUGUGUCUUCAUUUCAUGCCAGUCCUAAAUCCUUUUUAUCCAAUGUUGCUCCGGAUGCUUUUUUGGAUGAGCUCAUAACAGAUCUUACAAGUGAAACUAUAAAUGAGCAAACAAAGGUAAGAUAUCCUAUAUUUCCUCUUAUUUUAUUUUUAUUUUAUUUUUUAUUUUAUUGAAGUUUUGCAAAACGGGUAGGAGAUUUGCUACAUUUCUUUAAUCUGAAUGCAGUUGCACCCAGCUAAAAUAUUGUCACAGUGACACAUUGCCUUGCUGUGCAUGUCCAGUAGUUAUAGAGAACAUGGGCUGUGCCUCCCUGAAUGUAAGAUAAAGAUUUAAUAUUUUAUUAAACUACUUUAACCGCCUCUGUAAAGUUUAGUUGCUUAGUGAUGAUCUCAUCAACGGAAGUUAAAAGUAGAUCAAUGCUAGAUGAAAGCACUGGUCUUUGCUGCUGGAUUGUACACCGCCUAUCUCAAAGAUAAUGUCGACAUUGUAUAAAUAAAGGUCAAGGCAAGAGGGCAAAAUGCAGUGAAGAUGUCCUUCAUGCCCCUACGCAGUGAUGAACUAUUAACUGUCUCACACUGUAUUCCAAUCUCUCAACUAAGAUGAGUGUAAGUUGCUUACAGUAUUGGUGGUACUCAUAACAAAAAAUAGGACAUACACUCAAAGGAACACUGCAGACACGUUGGGUACAAAAUGCAGGCCAGAUGCAGUUAGCUAUUGUUUUGGCGUCAGAUUUUAUUUUAUUUAUAAAAAAAUGUUUUAAGCUCCAAGCUCGAUUUCCACUAAUUAUAUAUACCUAGAGUAAAACAGCUGUGAUGGCUUGUCAUGUAGCUGUAUUAUCCCAAGGUUGUGGGGGGUUAUUUCAGCUGUAAAAGACCUGCUGAAAGCUGUACACCCUCAAUUCACUUAAGUUGUAAAAAAAAAAAAACCUUGAAUUUAUCUUUUGGCACAUAGUAAUUGAUUCUAUUUUUUAUUAUCAUGUAAAAUGUAAUAAAUGUGUUGUUUUUUGGGGGGGUUAUUCUAUGGACCUAUAUUUUUUUUUUUACUUGCCUACACUGUUCACCCCACUAAAAACUGUCACUUCCCGAUAAGUAAUAGUUCCACCUUAAAGCGGCACUGUCACGCCAAACGUACCUUUCGCCUAUUGUUUCCUCCUAUGUUUCGCUCUCAGAAUCUGUUCUUGUUUUCUUUAAAACAUAAGACAAAGUAGGAAAUACUUUGUCUUAUGUAUUUUUCAUACGCUCGACUUUCUUUGACCUAAGGAGGAGCUUAAGUCAGCUUCAUUUCCUUUGUCAAAGGAGGCACUCGCUAUUCUCCUUGACACAGUAAAUGGGGCUGAAUUAAGCUCCUCCUUUGGUUAAAGAAAGUACUCACUGUGGAUACAUGGAAUGGCCUUCCAGCUGAAAUGGUAGAGGUUAACAGUGCAUGGGAUAGGCAUAAGGCUAUCCUAGCUAUAAGAUAAGGCCAGGGACUAAUGAAAGUAUUUAGAAAAUUGGGCAGACUAGAUGGGCCGAAUGGUUCUUAUCUGCCGUCACAUUCUAUGUUUCUAAGUACUCACCCUUCUCCUUGAUACAGGAAGUGGAGCUGACUUAAGCUCCUCCUUAGGUCAAAGAAAGUCAAAAUAGGGAAAAAUAGUCCCUACUUAGUCUUUUUUUUUUUUUAAGAAAAGUAGAUCAGAAAUAAAGAAAAGAAGAACAGAUUCUGAGCGAGGAAGAGAAGAGGAAACAAUAGGGGAAAGGUACCGUAUAUACUCAUGUAUAAUUUGAGUGCAGUUUUUGACCAACAAUUGUAAUAUAUACUAUGACUUGUGGAUAAGUCGAGAGUACGAGUUUCGAAUGAAAUUGUUCCCCUUCUGUUUGGUUACCGAACAGACUCUGUGUGGUCCCCCUUGUCAACACCUCGUAAUCACUGACCACCCCUGGCUGUUAAGCGCAAACAAGCAUUCCCUUGGGUGUCCGUCAUUCGUAUAUACGAACGCACGUGUUUGUCUCCCGAGCGCAGGCAGCGGUACAUGAUCGUAGACGGCAUGGAUCUGAGUCGGCUAUGCAAGUUCGCGAACCCCGUUGAAACUUGUACCCCUGCCCGUUCGACUUCCCGACCAGCUAGGAGAACGGCGUUCGAGAGUCAACAUUGCCCCGCAUUCAAUGUACAAAAUUCUGUCAACACUAGCAUAAGUCGACUGCGUUUUUAAAUCUCAACUUAUACACGAGUAUGUACGGUAAGUUCGGCAUAACUGUGCCGCUUUAAGUGUCAUGUGAGAUUGCAUAUGAGAUUUGUUAUGACAAUGCCAUCCAGUAAUGUAAAAAUCAUUGUAACAAUAGUAACUGCAUCUAAAAUGCAAUGACUGAAUAUAUGAUAUGGAUGUGAAUUGUAAUAAGACUUGCCAUUGCUAUUUUAAUCUGAAUUUUUAUUGUCUCUGUUUAAUUUAUAUUGCAGGUUUUAAUGUUGAAUCUCUUCUUGGAGUUUCCUAAUCAUCUGUGUCCAGAUCAGAGUACAGGAGAAAAGACCACAGAGCUACUACUGAAUAUUUUAAAACCCAUGUUAAAGUCUGGAAAAAGUGUACCUUUUAGAUGCCAUCUUUUAUUAGCAAUUGAGACUGUUUUGAUUACAACUGAUAACUUUAAUCUCACUUGCAAAGUAGCACAAGAGUUUGCAUCUAUGUUAAUGCACAUCACAGCGGACAUAAAUGACAGGAAGCAAGGAGCGGUCAACCGACAACUGCGCGUCACAGCUUGCGAGUGCCUGCGGGAAUUGGAAAACUGCUAUCCUGGAUUUCUGUGUGACCGACUGGAAACACUGUAUUAUAUGCAUCAGCAAGAGAUUACUUAUAUACAUCAAUCAUACACCAUUCUAUACACUGUUGCUUUAAAGAAUGCUGUGCAGGUGUUGGCACGGAGAGGUGGUCCAAACAAUGGCAUGCUAAAGGUGAUACUGACGAGUAACAAAUACUUUUUCUGGAACGCCACAGAAAAGUCUAGAGUUCUCCAAUCUACAUCAGGAGAACAGGCUGUGUUACUUGCUCCCAAUAGUGAAACAAAAGAAAUUAAAUCUGUUCUAGCACUUCUUUUAGAAGACUCAUACCUUCUAUCACCCAUUUGCCAAAAUACUCUGUUUUGGCAAAUAACUCAGAUAGUAUCUAUGAUCAGUUCAGUAUCACCAGUGGUUUUUAAAUCACAACUAGUCCGGUUAUUUGGUACGAUGGACAUAUCAUUUUUUCACAGUAUACUGCAAAUGAAAGCCGUAUUUACUGACAGUCUGUUCACUUCAGAAGAUGAACACUUCCUUCUUAAAAGACUUGUAGGUAUGACACAGCACCCACUUCUUAGCACAGCAGUGAAACUAUUUUAUUUAGACUGUUUGUUACAUUUUCCAGAAAACAGACCUCUUAAUUCAAAUCCUGGGGAGAACUUGCCCGUUCUUCUUACUGUUCAAAUGACUUCAUCUUUGUUCCCUACUAUUUUUAAUGACUACAGCACCAUGCUUUGCAGACAGAAUUUGCUAAGCAUGGUUUAUUUGGAAAAUGAAGGGUGUCAUUCGGAGACGGGCAUUGGGUUUCUUUUCGAACAUCUCAUGUCACUUUAUAGCAUGGUACACAGGAAUGGAAACUGUGACAUUACAUCAACGUUUUUUCGAGCUUUCUAUCUUUUUGUCCGCUAUUUUAACAGCUGUGAAAAAUAUAUGGAAAAUCUGAUAAAAGUCCUCUUAGAAUUAUACAGGAGUCAGAGCUCCUUAGCUCCUUACUUUAUCAAUCUUAUUAACGAGACUCAAAUACUGCUUGAAUUUCAUUCUUGGCCGAUCUCUUUGUCAAAAGCCUUGCAAAAGCUAAUAGUUGAUCUUCCUCUUGAAAAACAAAAUGUGAAGUGCCUUGGUUGGCACCUGCAAGUUCUUGCAAGAGUUGCGCAGGAGAAUACUAUUCAGCAAAAAAAGACGGUCUCCUUUCUGAAACGAGUGGCUGUGCAAUCUGGAAUAUGUCAGAGAGGAGACUGGAAGGCAGGCAAUGCUGUUUUGUCUGUGUGCAAGAACCUGCUUCAGCAUCAGCACCUCGACUCUGUAUUCAUGCUUCUGGCUGAUCUCCUGCAGUAUCUAAUGCACCAUUUUGAGGAUAUUGACAUCCAAGAUCAUGCUCGGUUAUACUACAUCCUUCUUACAAAUGUCGCCAGUGAUAAACUGACGAAGGUACUAACCAUGUCACCAGUAAAGGGUAAGAGCAAAGCAAGGUCCUUGUCUUCUAUCAUGACAGAAAAUGAGAAUUUCUCCACUCUUCUGACCAUUCACAAUACUCCAUGUACAGUGCUCCAGUUGUGUACGGUUCCAAAAGUUUCAAAUGAUUUUCCAGUUUGUUCUGAAGCCUCAGUGUUGGAUAACUCAACAAGUGACCAUUUGCUUGAAGAAUACAAUAAACAAUUGAUUGAGCGGAGUUUUUUUCUUACAAUGAAAUACCAUUUGUCCUUCAAAGGAGACAUCGAGCCCAAAAACCACCAAGUCUUCUGUAUUGCACUUGAGUUUGAGCAGGUAGAUUCCUGCUAUGAACCUAUAAGUGAAAUUACUGUUCCGUGCCUCAUACUUGGUCGAGAACCUCCAGUUGUUACAUUAUAUAUAAUACCUAAAGAUCCUUACCCAUCAGUCAUACAUGUAAAUGCCACAUAUGAUAAUCAAGAUGGACUCACGUACAAUACAUGUCUGGAACCGCUUCAGAUCAAGUUUCCAGAUAUUUUUUUACCUUUGCCAUUGCCAUCGAGUUGUCCCGAAAUUUCCCGUGCUCAGUUGUUCGACAAACUGUGGCUUACCCUACAGCCAGAUGAAUCAAACCAGUGCGAGGACAGCACUUUCUGCUACAACGUGCUACAAAAGUCUCUAUAUGAUGUUGCACAGUCUUAUUUUUCCAACUUUGUUGUGGUUUAUAAAGGCGAUGAAUACAAAAUUGGUCUGUUUUUACCUCCGCAGUUUCAUAUAUUAAUGCACAUUAAGAGUGAAAAGGACAUCGCAAAGUUCUCUAUCAGGACUGAUAACUGGAAAUUGCUGCCUCUUUUGAAUUCCCACUUGCUGAACAUCACAUCACAGAAAGAUCUAUGAAGGAUUAAGAGUUGGUCACAUUUUGCUUUUGACAUCUUGUGUCUGACACAUUUUUGCAUAUAGAGUUGCUGUUAUAUGUGCAAAGAUUGUAAUAUAUAUAUUUAUUGUAGAUUCCAGUCACUGAAUUCAGUAAGUUAAUAGUUUGAUGUACUGCAGUAUUUUUCUAAAAUAAUAAUAAUUGUUUUAAUUUGAUUAAGAGUACGAAAAAUCAAAAAGUAAAUAUUUUCAUUAUAAAUGUGUAGAUGCAUUCUGUUUUUCAUUGUGUUCUUGGUGGACAAGUAACCAAUUUAUAACGGAUACCAAAGACACACUACUUUUUUAAAUAUUAUUUUCAUGGAAUAUUAAAAAAGACAUUUAAGGAUCAGCCAAUAUAUUUGGGAGUAGGUCAGCUGCAAUGCAUAUUUCGGCUAGUCAAAUCUGACUUGUAAAAAAAAAAACUAAAAUCUCUAUCUAAAACAUUUAGAACUGUUACCUCAAUGUGACACCGCAUUUUAAAUCUUUAAAUUGUUUAUUUAAUAUUGACAAGGUAACUGAAAAUUAAUAGACUAAAAAUCGCAGAAUUGAAGACUUUUUGUCCAGUUUAGUUGUUUUUGCUUCCUAUUUGAAAUAACCUUGUCAUUUCUCCACACUUCGUGACUUACAGCGCGUAAACCAAUACAAGUUUCUUAUCUUCUAUGCUCCUAAAACUAUUAAUAAUUUGGUUUAAAUGUCUGCUGGUUCCUACAUUGUUUUAACAUUAUCAGCACCUGUAACAGAAUGUAAAUAGGACAAGCAAGGUGGUGACAGGGUUGUUAACUUUUUAGCUGUACCCCAUAGAACAGUCAUAAAUAUCCUUUGGCAUUAACUGUGUUCCGCAAGGCACAGUCUCUACUUGAAAAGAUGUAAUCCAACAGCUGAGGUGUUAGACAUUUAGCCACAUCGACUGUAAUUUUAAAUGAACUGAAAUUGGUGUUUGCACAGUCACAGGCCCACAUUAAGUUUUCCCCAAGCCUGGGAAUCUGUACAGGUUUUAAUAAUGCAGUCUGGAGCAGUUUCCGCUUAUCCAAAACACGCUACCAAAUUUAAAUAAAUAAAUUAAAUUGACAUAGUUAUACUUGUUGCCUUGAGACAGCAUUACUUGGCUAUUUCUCUUUAGUAUCAGUGUCUUUAUUUGUAUGCUGUUGUGGUAUUACUGCUUUCUGUAUUUAAUGUUUUUGUGAACAAAUUCUGCAUUUAAGCACCACUAUCACGUAAAGUAAACUUCUGUGAUCCCUGUUCAUGGCCAGUAUAACACCAUGGGUCUAGUGCACAUAUUUACAUCCAGCAUAUUAUGGGAAGAUGGCUCUGUGACCUUUGCCAGAGUUAGUGAUAGGGUAACUGUCUGCAGAACUAGUGCAAACAAUGAGAAAUUUACUUGAGUAUACGAUACUCUGUCACUAUGUUAAUGUGUAUUUAAAAUUUAUGUAACCUGAUGUCCCAGAAGAAACAUUCACAAAUAAAAUUUUAUCAGGCAAUGAAGCUACUGGGUAUAGAACCAAGAGCUUGUUCCCAAACUGUAGUAACCACUGAUAUUCCUAAAACACUGAAGGCAGUGGAGUAAAGACAUUUUGCAGAAAACACAUACAAAAUUUAGAUGUUUUAGCUCACACUCCUCAGUAAAUGAAAAAUGUUCAAUUUUGGUAUGGUAAUGAACCUCGCUUUUGUCCGUGUAUACCGAAAGGGCUGAGGGUGUCACAUGUCAAACCGGUUACUAAGGGAUGGCAGCAGGUGCCUCCUGAAACCAUAUCCACUUCAGCUCACCUUCAACUGUCCAUCAAUUAGUAUUUCCCUCUCUUGCAAUGUUCACAAAACUCUGCAAGUUUUAUUCCUAUGUAUUUUUUUAGUAACCAGGAGAUUAGUUUGGGUCACACUUAGUCCCGAGGUAUUGGGAUCCCCCAGGCCCAUUACUAGAAAAGGAUUGUUCAUGCCCUGGGACCAUAUUAUAAUUCCCACUUCACUUUGUUUUCAACCGAAGACAAUUUCAGAGCCUAGUGUGAUGGGCCAGGGCUUUAUGUAUCUUUUGCCUAGUAUAUAACUCCCCUCCAAUUGCUAUACAUCGGAUUAAGGUAAAGGAAUGAUCCCUAUGGAAUUCAGCACAUCCUGGUACAUAGGUUAUUCCCAU
Molecule: messenger RNA, 11927 nt
Organism: Pelobates cultripes (western spadefoot toad)
Lineage: Eukaryota; Metazoa; Chordata; Amphibia; Anura; Pelobatidae
Source: the annotation of a GenBank genome assembly